UGCCAAGAAAAGGAAACUUGCUCGAAUUUCUUUAAUCACACAUCCACGAACUCAAACGAUAUUCUCACUAUUGCUUCAUUCUCAACAUCACUUGGAUACAAAUCAACCUACAAGCCAAACCUGGCAUUCAUCAAAUCAAUCUUUCACUUCAACUCAUCAUCAUCAUCUUUCUCACUUUUCAUCAUUCUUAAAUCUCAUCUUCAUCAUGUACGGUCGAAAACAAUCCAUGGAUUCUCAAGCUAGACCAUUAGGAAAAGUCGAUUAUUCUCAAGCAGAUGAUGAUCCACAUGAUCAAGCUUUUAAUUCUUCUAAUCCUAAUUUACAGCAUGAAGUUUUUACCAAUGAAAAACAGAAGAAGAAGAAAAAAUCAAGUUGGCUCAAGUUUGGUAUGCCUUUAGCUGUCAUCGCUAUCAUUAUCGCUGCUGUUCUUGGUGGUGUACUGGGAUCCCAUCAUUCUAGUUCUUCUACUCAUUCAGCUGCUGCAGCAUCGGGUGCCGCAACUGGUGCUGGUGCUAAUGCUGGUAAAGAUGCAAGUCAAGUUCUCUUUACCGGUUAUAAUGCAUAUGGUGUACCUCAAUAUCCUUUAUCAGCUCAUACAGCCUAUAAUAGUGCUCCAUCACUUUCUUCAAAUGAAAACUUAGGAUGGGGUCAAGAUCCUAAUUCACCUGAUCCAUCAUCUCAAUCUAUACGUUCAGAUCGACCAAGAUUAUUUGCUUCAACUUAUAGAUGGAAUCGUUUACCAUCACUUAUCAAAAUCGAUCCUUAUCUAGCUGCUUGGAAUUCUACUAUCUUUUCAAACGCGACUGCAUUUUAUAAUUUACCUCCUACAAAUUAUUCAAUCGAUGGUGGUUAUUCUGGUUCUGGUGUACUUGAUGUUGGUCGUGAAGUACAAUUAAGACUUAAACAUUGGGCUUAUGCUUAUCGAAUGAGUAAUGAUACUAAAUGGGUGGAUCGUGCUUGGAGAGAAUUACAAACUGCUGCUGGAAAUACUACUCAACCCUUUGGUAGAGCUGGUAAUAAUUGGAAUACUGAUCAUUGGUUGGAUGUCGCCGAGUUCACCGUUGGUUUUUCAAUUGCGUAUGAUUGGAUGUACGAGGCCUGGACAGCUGAUCAAAGAACUGCAAUCAUGUGGUCUAUCAUCAAUCUGGGACUUCAGAAAGGUAUCGAGUCACACUCUACCAAUGCUUGGUUCUUGACUACCAACGGCAAUUGGAAUUGUGUCACCAAUGGUGGAAUGGUUAUCGGUUCGCUCGCUGUCAUGAACGAUGACCCUACUGGUACCGCUGCCAAACUGUUACCACUUGCUCUUCAGUCUGCCUCCACCAAUUGUGUCAAUGCUGUUUCUCCUGACGGGACUUGGAGUGAGACAUCCGAUUACUGGUACUUUGGAUCUCAAGGUCAUGCUCAGAUGGCUUCAGCUCUCUUGACCGCUACCGGUUCUACUCAGCAACUUCUCUCGGCUAAUCCGGCAUUCAAUCUCAGUGGGCUUUACCACAUGUAUGUCUACGGUAACACCUACAAAGCCAACACUGGUGACUGUGGACCAAAUAAGUUUACCGCAUCAGCCAAUCCCCUCUUGUUCUAUGGUGAUCAAUUUGGAGUUCCUCGUUAUACACUCUACCAGCGUGAUCGAGCCGACUCUCCAGACCCACUUAGUAUGUUCUGGUACAAUCCUCAAGUCACUGGAGGAUGGUAUGUGGGCCUACCCCUUGACCACAGUUUCAGUGACCCAAGUGAUGCAUGGGUAUCGAUGCGCUCCUCAUGGACAGAUACCACUGGGUUGUUUGUGUCUGCUAAAUCUGGAAACCUUACUGGGCAUCAGACCCAUGGUUUCUUAGACGCUGGAACUUUCACACUUGACGCGCUUGGUGAACGAUGGGCUGGUCAUUUAUGUCAGAACGAUUAUCUCGGAGACGGUUAUUUCUCAUCGGAAGGUGCAGCGAGUAAACGUUGGCUAUACUACAGGUGUCGUACUGAAGGUCAAAAUACGAUUCUGAUGAAUGGUAUGAACCAGAGUCCAGGUUCGGUCAGUACGGUUUCCAAGUUUGAAAGUACUGGGGAGUCUCAAGAUAAUAUCAAUUUCAACAUCAACUCGGGUCAAUCGACUGCUUAUUGGAUCACUGAUCUCAGUACUGCUUAUAAUGGGACAUCUGUUUUGAGAGGUGUAAGACUGUUGAAUGGAAGAACACAAGUCUUGAUACAAGAUGAGAUUACUGGUGCAACUGGCCCUUCUCAAUGGCGUAUGCACACCAACGCAACCACCACGUAUCCAACUGAUGGCAAAACAGCUCAUCUUGAUUUAAAUGGAAAGACCAUGAUAGCCACCAUUCAAUCACCUGCCGAUGCGAAAUUUACCACGGCACAACCUGUUCGACUUGCAACUUCUCCUCCAUUACCAUCUGGAUCACCUGAUUUACCUAAUCCUGGUGUUUCAGUCUUAACGAUUGAUAUUCCGACUGGAAGUGCAACUGUGAUCGUCUUAUUUACACCUCAAUGGUCCACUAAAGGAUAUCAAGCUAAUUCGAAUCCUAAUACUGUACCAUUGACAUCUUGGAGUUUAACUUCACAUUAAAGUUUUUUAUAUUUCCCUUUUAAUUUGAUUUAACCUACCUUUGGUUCUAGAGGUUUAUUCUUCUAGUAGUUCAGGAAAUGAUGUAUAUCUACACAUAAAUAUACAUAUAGAUCUAUAUAAUAUGUAUGUUUCUUUUUCUCUUUCUGCUUUUGUCAAGCAUCAAUAAAGUUUUCUCUAUUACUCUUCUCUCUUCUCUUUAACAAACAGAUCAACUUUUCUCUUUAUCAUCCUUUUCUUCUAAGUCUAUCUCAAUCAAAUUCUCACUCUUCAAAAAACAGUUUGUUUUUAUCUUUUACUCUUAUCUCGUCUUAACCUCCUCUAUCCAAAGCUUAUUCAAUUUCUCUCACUAUCUUCAUAGACAUAUCAAUCUUAUCUUUCUCUACCUUUUUUUAAAGUAUUGAUGUGUCCUUUUUUUGUAGGGUAGAUUUUAAAAGAAUUAGAACCAGUAUCUUUUUUUCUCUUAUCUCUUUACCUUUUAUUGAUUAUGAUUUAUUUUUUAAAGUGAAAUUGAAUUAGUCUUAUGGAUGCUUCUUCUUUUACAAAAUUCAUGUUUUUGAAAAGUUGAACCCCUUUUGAAAUGUCUUGCACAAUUACACCCUGGAAGUGACUUCUCAGCCUGAUCCAGAU
Molecule: messenger RNA, 3199 nt
Organism: Melampsora larici-populina 98AG31
Lineage: Eukaryota; Fungi; Basidiomycota; Pucciniomycetes; Pucciniales; Melampsoraceae
Exons: 7
Coding region: 206-2572 (788 amino acids)
Source: RefSeq, a predicted model, not a curated record